CGACGCCAUGGCGACGGCACAACGACACUGCAAGACCCAAUAGAAAAAGCGAAAAAAAAACACCGGCGCUCCACACAGUAUUUUGGGGAUAUAAUAUGAGGGAGUGUGACAUUAGUCGAUUUCGUUGCAUCUGACACGUUUUUGUGCUUUUUCAAAUCAUCAGGCCAGUCCAUGGUGUUCAGGUCGCAGCUAGAGCUGUACAGCGCUCUGCCUCUCCUGCCAAACUCAACCGAGAGCGCGUUUCUCUUCCUAGCCAGCUCCCAGCCCCAAGAAGAGUUGUCAAUGUUCCAGCUACCGACCAUCAAUUUCACUCCGGAGCAAGUGGCCAGCGUUUGCGAGACGCUGGAGGAAACGGGAGACAUCGAAAGAUUGGGACGUUUCCUUUGGUCUUUACCUGUGGCGCCGGGGGCAUGCGAGGCAAUCAACAAACACGAGUCGAUCCUCAGAGCCCGGGCGGUUGUAGCCUUCCACACGGGCAACUUCCGAGACUUGUACCACAUCCUGGAGAACCACAAGUUCACCAAGGAAUCGCACGGCAAGCUUCAGGCGAUGUGGCUCGAAGCGCACUACCAAGAGGCCGAGAAAUUGAGGGGUCGCCCACUGGGGCCGGUCGAUAAGUACCGCGUCCGUAAGAAGUUUCCCUUGCCCCGGACCAUCUGGGACGGCGAGCAGAAAACGCACUGUUUCAAAGAGAGGACCCGCAGCUUGUUGCGAGAAUGGUACUUGCAGGACCCAUACCCAAACCCUUCCAAAAAAAGGGAACUGGCCCAGGCAACCGGCCUCACGCCGACUCAAGUAGGGAACUGGUUUAAAAACCGUAGGCAGAGAGACAGAGCGGCCGCCGCCAAAAACAGGCUGCAACAUCAGGCAGUCGGACAGAGUGGGGUUUGUACGCUAUCGGAGGCGGGCUGCACUGCUCACAGCGCGGCGGAAUCUCCGUCCACAGCCGCCAGCCCUACCACCAGCGUGUCCAGCAUGACAGAGCGAGCCGAGACGGCCACGUCCAUCCUAUCGGUAACCUCCAGCGACAGUGAAUGUGAUGUAUGAUACAAAAGAGAGAGAAAUAGAGAGAGACACACAAACUCGUAAUGCAUUCACAGAGGAAUAUGGACCUGAGAUGAAAGACAAACAUUAAAAAAAAGACAAUUUAAUGACAAUUUUUAAAAGACAGAAAUAAAACAGAUUCGAGAAGAAAAGAAAGUGGCCGAACAGUAAAAGGACGAGCACAUCUGAUCCAGCGUUUUCCAUGGAGGCCCCCGUAUUGCAUGAUGUAUUUUAUAUCUGAGGAAAUAAUAAUCUACAUUAAUAUUUUUUACAAGGAACUGCAAUGAAGAGGGAAUGAGAAAAUUUUCGUCGCCUUUGUUGCUCUCUAUAGUCCGAGUGCUGGUCAGACCCCCCGAAGCCAAGCUGCAAUCGUUUUUUCUGUUCUGCAGACAAUCAUUUUUCGUAAGCACCUUUUUCUACACUUCUGUUACUGCCUAUGUGGGUACUGGUUAUGUGAAAGAAUAGUUAUGACUGUAACAGAUUUUUAUUUUUAUUUCAAAAUUUUAUAUGAAUUAUGUAUAUCUAAUGACGCGAUCAUCCUCCCAGUUUGUAAUAUAUGUGUAGAAAUGCCUGUAUAUGAAAUGCUUCUGUUUCUCCUUCUUUCUCUAUCUUUCUGGAUCACAGACUCAGUGUUUUUAUGCAUAUUGUGUGAAGCGUCUGACGAAAGUGCUAGGUUCUCUACAAAAUGGGUGGUUGGGGUAAAGCCCAGCUGGAUAGAUCUGUUGCGAUGUAACUUUAUGCAAAGUGCUAUUUUGGGUAUUUUCAGUCAGAAUGAAGUUAUAUUAUAUCACUCCCCUUCAUGUUGGGCGCUUAUUAGUCACUGUUUCUUCAACUGCGUGUUUAUCUAUAUGUAAAAAAAACCUUUCUAACUCAAAAUAUAGUAUUCCGUUUUCUUAUACCUGCUGGCUUGUCGUGUCUUUCUCUUCAAAGUAUUUAAUGGUUCGAAAUACUUAUCCGUAGACAUUUAGUAAACGGCGCAUCGUGUUCGCUGAGACGCCAAAGCGGAAAACAAGACCUAUUUGUCUUUUUUUUUUGCUGAUUUUUUAAAAAUCGAAGUUUUUAACGUUAUAAAGGUUAACAUCACGCAUUUACGUAAUUUCUGUAUUUGUGUCAUUUCAAAGAUCAGGGGGAAAGAAAGCUACACAUGCGUUUUUUCCCCAUCGGUAGACUAUUUCCACAAAGUAACCCCAUCCGAGGAACAUGUUUUCAGCAAUUGAUAUAGACUGAUUAUACAAGAAAUGUGGGUUGAGACACUAACUUCCUCCUAUUUAUGGCGGUAAAUGAAAACAGUAAAUACGGGGACUCGCCAUUUAAUCAGCUAAUCAUAUUACAGCUCCUCCCCGUGAAUCUUAAGUUCAUUGUGAAGUGUUGAAAGAAGUCUUUAUUUGCAUGACUAACAGUCCACCACCAGCACCUUUGCACUAAUGUCGUUCAUUGCCCCGGGCUGUUAAUUCAAGCGUGAAUUAAAAAUAGAACUGAGCCCUGAACUUGUUUUCACUUGUGAAGUUUUUGAAAUCUAUCCCUGUGUGCUUUGGAUAUCUGAUCGAGAAUUUCCGUGACGAGUUUUUCUGGCAACUAAAACGAGAUUUAAAUGAGGCCCAACGGUUAACUGAAGAAAAUAGCAAGCAGGACUAAACGAUAGACGGUUUUGCAAUUUGAUUAAUAAACAUUGAUUAAUUUUGAUUACACAGAGGUAUACACAUGCAUCUAUAUUAUGUAAACAUGAGGAUACAUUUGUAAUAAAUAUCAUAGACAUAAAGGUAUGGAUGACACAGUGGUAAGCCUCCCAAACUUUCCGAAGUUAUGAAUGCUGAUUAGGGACAAGUUGGUUUUGUGUCAUUUUAUCACUGGAGUGAUUCCUACUUUCUUAUUUCGCAACAAACGUAACUCGUAUUCAUUUUCUUGGUAUAACUACAAUCUCACAAACCAAAAACAAAAAAAUAAUAGAUGUAGCCAUUUAUGUGCGAUUAUUUGGAUUUUUCAUGAAAAGUUCGUGUUCGCCGCCAAUCUUUUUAACUACUUGGCAACGGCGCGUUUCAGUAUGCGCUGGAUGGUGACAAUUGAAUCUUUUGGAGCUGUUGUUUGUGUGCGAGGAACGUAAUCUUUCCG
Messenger RNA from Leucoraja erinaceus (little skate), 3153 nucleotides. It is a transcript of the gene six3a, whose product is annotated as SIX homeobox 3a. Lineage: Eukaryota; Metazoa; Chordata; Chondrichthyes; Rajiformes; Rajidae. Gene Ontology annotation, biological process: brain development; regulation of transcription by RNA polymerase II; eye development. The coding region runs from base 172 to 1047 and encodes 291 amino acids. Gene Ontology annotation, molecular function: RNA polymerase II cis-regulatory region sequence-specific DNA binding; DNA-binding transcription factor activity, RNA polymerase II-specific. The transcript has 2 exons. The record is from RefSeq and is a predicted model, not a curated record. Gene Ontology annotation, cellular component: nucleus; transcription regulator complex.